Coniosporium apollinis CBS 100218 is the source of this 1668-nucleotide messenger RNA. RefSeq lists its product as uncharacterized. The coding region runs from base 1 to 1668 and encodes 555 amino acids. Gene Ontology annotation, cellular component: cytoplasm; ribose phosphate diphosphokinase complex. Gene Ontology annotation, molecular function: magnesium ion binding; ribose phosphate diphosphokinase activity. Lineage: Eukaryota; Fungi; Ascomycota; Dothideomycetes. The transcript is spliced from 5 exons. The record is from RefSeq and is a predicted model, not a curated record. Gene Ontology annotation, biological process: ribonucleoside monophosphate biosynthetic process; 5-phosphoribose 1-diphosphate biosynthetic process; purine nucleotide biosynthetic process.
AUGCGGCAAACGCAGAUAUUCUCCGGCUCUUCGCAUCCUCGGCUGGUCGAGGGCAUAUGCGAUCGGCUAGGGCAGAAGCCAGGCAAAGCCGAGCUCAGGAAGUUCAGCAACGGAGAGACCAGCGUGCAAAUUCAGACAUCAAUACGAGACCAAGAUGUCUUCAUCGUCCAGAGCGGCAGCAGCAAAAUCAAUGACAAUGUCAUGGAGCUGCUCAUCAUGAUCUCUGCGUGCAAGGGCGGGUCCGCGCGGUCUAUCACGGCGGUCAUGCCAUACUUCCCUUACUCCCGACAAUCGAAGAAAAAGUCACACCGAGGCGCCAUUACUGCCCGGAUGAUCGCCAACCUCCUCCACGUAGCGGGCGUCAACCACGUAAUCACAAUUGACCUCCACGCGAGCCAGAUGCAAGGCUUCUUCAAGUGUCCCGUAGACAAUCUCGUCGCCGAGCCUCUCCUUGCCCGCUGGAUCCGAGUCAGCGUGCCGAACUGGCGGGAAGCGGUUGUGGUCAGCAAGAAUCCGGGCGGCACAAAGCGCGUGACAUCGCUGGCCGAUGCGCUGAAGCUCAGCUUCGGGAUCGUCACUACAAACACCAGGAGGCAUCAGAAUCGCCCCGGCGGAUAUGACGCCAUGAACGGCAGUCUCAUAUUCGACAAUCUGCGAGGCGAUGGCACGUACGACGCAGAUGGCAUAGUCGAGCGGGAACUUGAUGCGGAGCUUCAGAUCAGUCCUACGGAGCCCACCGAGGAGAAAUCUGCGGAAGUAAACAAACCUUUGCUGGAGGAUGGCAAACCUUCGCGCGCCGCAAGGAACAGAGCGUCCUCCAAUGCUCUCCGGCGACGGGUCGAGAACAGCGUCACAGACGGCCCUUCAAGCCCAUUGGUGAGGUCGAUUCGUCCGGGGUCUGGAACGGAUUCGUCUCCUCCAUCGCCAGUACGCCGCCUGCUACGAACCAGCACCGCACCAGAACGACCGCAAACAACCCGAUCCACUACCGACGAGUUCAACGACGCACGUGCCCGAGACGUCAUCCACGGCCGCCUAAUCCACGGGCACAUCGUUGACGACGACUUCCCCUCCCCUUCCAUUUCCGCACUGUCGAGCUCGACCGCCAAUCUCCGUGCCCGCCACGGCUCUUCCGAGGACGAUGACGAGCCCGAGCCACUACCCCACAUGACAGCAUCCUACCUUUCAGCUGCUUCUUCCUUCCGGCAUCCGGACCACGUGUCUCUCGGCGAGGGCGCGCUCGGCGGUUCCAUGGACGCGGCCGCCUCCUCCGAAGAGGAGGAAGAGGACCUCCGGAACCCCGAUCUCGAGACCACCGUCACGCUCGUCGGCAACGUCAAGGACCGCCCUGUCUUCAUCAUGGACGACAUGAUCGACAAGCCCGGAUCGUGGAUCGCGGCGGCCGAGACGGUGGUCAAGCGCGGCGGGGCGACGAAAGUCUACUGCAUGGCGACGCACGGGCUGUUCGGCAACGACUGCCUCGAGGAGAUGGAGGACUGCGAGUGCAUAGACGGGAUUGUUGUUACAAAUGCGUUUCCGAUCCCUCCGGAGAAGGCGGCUAUGACUAGGAAGUUGGUGGUCUUGGAUGUGAGUAAUUUGCUUGCGGAGGCGAUUAGGAGGAAUCAUCAUGGGGAGAGUAUUAGUCAGCUUUUUAUGCAUUACGAUUAA